AUGGCGCACUCGAAGCGCAACACCUCCCUCCCACACUUCACCUCAUACGAGCGCGGCCUACUGCGCUCGAGCUGGGGCACAAAGCGCAGCGUAAUCGGACGCGACUCGUUCCUCCCAUUCGCAUCCUGUCGCCUCUGUCUCCAGCCCGCACGCCCGCCCGUCGUCGCCUGUGCCAGCAGCGGCGAUCUAUUCUGCCGCGAAUGCGCCAUCAGCGACCUGCUGGCCCAACGGCAGGAGAUCAAGCGCCUGGAGCGCGAACGCGAGGACGCCAAGAAGCGAUUAGCCGAGGACGAGGAGCGCACCCUCGAAGAAGCACGGCAGAAGGACUUGCAGGACUUUGAGCUCGUGUCGAUGGGGCUCGAGGCGAAUCAGAAUUCCGGCCGGAAGCGCAAGGUCGAGGAGUCGGAGGCGCUGGCGUCGUUUAAGGCGCGGGAGGUUGAAGUUGAUGGGGAAAAGAAGAAGGUCUUUGAGCUUGAUGAGAAGGAGAUGGCUCGUGUGGCGCGCGAGGAGCAGGAGCGGUUGAAGCGCGAGUUGAAGCGGAAAAAGUCCGAAUCCAGCAAAUCCGCCCUGCCAUCCUUCUGGGUGCCGUCCUUAACCCCCGGCACAGACCCCAAUGAAAUUGCCGCCAACAAGGCUGUCAAACUCACACCGAUUUGUCCCGCCUCGACAGACACAAACCGCCACAGCUACUCGCUCAAAUCGCUGGUCGAUGUCCAUUUCACCGAAGAGACAGCGUCCGAUGGUUCGGUGUCGAGGGUUUGUCCGAGCUGCAAGAAGAAUCUCAGCAACGGGCUCAAAGCGAUGCUCACCAAGCCCUGCGGCCACAUCAUCUGCUCUCCUUGUGUCACCAAAUUCAUGACCCCCCACGAAGUGCCGGACCCGCAUGCCUCGAAGGAAGAACAAGCGCAUUCAGCGGCUUUGCAUGGCCGAAUCCUAUGCUACGUCUGCGAAACAGAUCUCACGCCCCUUCCUCCAGGCUCGGAGAAGAGCGGCGACGCCAACGGAACAUCCAAGAGGUCCAAGAAGAAGGACAAGGACAAGGACGCGAUUCGGCCGGGACUAGUGGAGAUCAGUUCCGAAGGAACGGGGUUUGCAGGGCGAGGAGGAAACGUGGGGACAAAGACGGGGGUUGCGUUUCAAUGCUGA
Molecule: messenger RNA, 1146 nt
Organism: Penicillium alfredii
Lineage: Eukaryota; Fungi; Ascomycota; Eurotiomycetes; Eurotiales; Aspergillaceae
Product: putative RING finger domain protein
Exons: 3
Coding region: 1-1146 (381 amino acids)
Cellular component (GO): nucleus
Molecular function (GO): ubiquitin protein ligase activity
Source: RefSeq, a predicted model, not a curated record